Messenger RNA from Hypoxylon trugodes, 738 nucleotides. RefSeq lists its product as uncharacterized. The record is from RefSeq and is a predicted model, not a curated record. The transcript has 3 exons. Gene Ontology annotation, cellular component: fungal-type vacuole; plasma membrane. NCBI's taxonomy places the organism in Eukaryota, Fungi, Ascomycota, Sordariomycetes, Xylariales, Hypoxylaceae. Bases 325 to 675 code for a protein of 116 amino acids.
CGGAGGGCGUAUAAUGCUUUUCUAUAAUCCAUUCAGCUUUCCUCUUUCAUUGAUAGUCUGCAUCGCCUGUGCUCCGAUCUUUUACACCGCAGCAAUUUACGUGACGAUGGCGAAGAUUGUUGAGAGUCUCGAUUCGUCCUUAUCUAGAAUUCAACCUAGACUAUAUUACAUCAUUUUUAUUAUAUCCGAUGUUUUCUGUCUCGUAAAUUAACGUUUGCUAACUCGAAGACAUCAUGGUGUAGUGCGUUAUCGACAACAAGCUCGGGUCAGAAUAAAGCAGCGGUUAACCUAUCCCUCGCCGGGCUAAGUCUUCAAGUGUUCUCCAUGGUGGUAUUCUGUAGUCUCUUGGCAGACUACAUGUUCCGAUACUUCAAAAGCGCGGAUCGAUCGAUCAUCACACCUCGCCUUAAGAUAUUUCUGGGCUUCCUUAGCUCCGCGGUCGUAUUAAUCCUAGCCCGAUGCGCAUACAGAGUGGCAGAGUUGAGCGAUGGGUACACGGGCGACCUAAUCCACAAUGAGCCUCUCUUCAUUGGGCUCGAGGGUGUCCUUAUCGUCGUCUCCGUUCUUGUUUUAUGUGUGGGCCACCCCGGCUUUGUGUUCUUGCCAUUAGGAAAUGGACUCAAGGGAUCUGGUAACACCAGCGAAGACGAUGGAAUUAUGCUCCAGAACAAAUGAGUUGCAUGUAAGAAGUAAUUUCUAGCGACAGCGAUGAAUUCGAUGGACGAUAUAGAUUUUCCU